AUGAUUUCCAGCACUGCCGUUAUGGCAUUCGAAUGGACAAUCCUUGUCCUUGCAUAUUUCCUUGUCGCCUGCCGUGUCUACGUCCGCAUGUUCAUACGAGGCGUUGGCUUGCACGCAGCUGACUACUGGUUGAUCGUCGGCUUGGUGUCAUGCCAAGGUCUCCUCAUUUGCGAUACCCUGACAUUCCGAAUGCAUGCCAUGGAUGACUUUGUACUUGCAAAUAACAGUAUACCUAUCAAGAAGAUCCGAUUCGCGACGAACUACUUCUUCGACACGGGCAUAUACUUUCCAAAGUUCAGUAUCAUCGCCUUUUACUUCAAUUUGGUUCCCAUUACGAAUCCACCAAUGAGACGCGCCCUAUUUGGGUUGACUGGUAUAACGGUGGCCUUUGCGCUUAUUACCGUCUUUUGCGAUACUUUUUGGUGUGGACCUAACCCUUCAGUUAACUGGGCUGAAGGAGAGCAAACAUGCACUGUCUUCACGUCGAUGACGCUCAUGAGACUGAACUGGGCUUUGAACUUUAUAACGGAAGUACUCAAUCUUGUAUUUCCUAUCCCAUUAUUGCAAGGCCUCAUGACCUCUACACGGAAAAAGAUCGGACUAGCUGUCGUCUUUGGAAUGGGAAUAAUCACCAUCGCCGUCAGUAUUGGCAGAUUCGUCACAAUGCUCUACGUCCACAAUGACAUUUCCAUUUAUAUUUGGGCCACUGCCGAAAUCUGCAUCUCUGUCAUGAUUGUCGCCCUGACAGCUCUACGGCCCCUCCUUCGAAAGAUGACCAACUCGGUGUCAACGAGCAGCGACGAUCGCUCUGGUAAUCCGUCGAGGAAAACGGGGUUGACAAGGAACUCAGUAUACUGGCCGGGAGGGAACAAGAUUCCCCGUAGGCAUGUGGUAGAAGUGGGCUCGGAGAGUUUGGCGGGAAGCGAGACAGAGUUGAAUACCAUGAAUAGGGGAAUUAUGAUGACGAAACAGGUCACUGUGUCGGUUGGCAAUGCAGAGUCUGAUGUGGGUAGUAGCAGAUCAUAG
Messenger RNA from Fusarium graminearum PH-1, 1026 nucleotides. RefSeq lists its product as uncharacterized. The record is from RefSeq and is a predicted model, not a curated record. NCBI's taxonomy places the organism in Eukaryota, Fungi, Ascomycota, Sordariomycetes, Hypocreales, Nectriaceae. The transcript is spliced from 6 exons. Bases 1 to 1026 code for a protein of 341 amino acids.